Molecule: messenger RNA, 252 nt
Organism: Dovyalis caffra
Lineage: Eukaryota; Viridiplantae; Streptophyta; Magnoliopsida; Malpighiales; Salicaceae
Source: the annotation of a GenBank genome assembly
AUGGGUGUCCCGGCCUUGGUCGGCUUGAUAUGUCCGUUGGGUUGGCCUACUCAUGAACUAAGCCUUCCCCCAUUCUUCCCGCCUAGCUCUGUCUCCUUGCUUCUGCCGGUCCCUCACUUCGCCGAGCUAGUAGAUUCCACGACUUUAUGGAUAGCCAAGCCUCGCGGCCCUUUGCUCGUCCGUGCGGGCAAGCCAGUCGUUGCCGCCGGCCCCGCUAGCCCUCGUUCUCGCUAUGUUGUUAGGGUGCAAUAG